Xenia sp. Carnegie-2017 is the source of this 1131-nucleotide messenger RNA. RefSeq lists its product as uncharacterized. The transcript is spliced from 5 exons. NCBI's taxonomy places the organism in Eukaryota, Metazoa, Cnidaria, Anthozoa, Malacalcyonacea, Xeniidae. Gene Ontology annotation, molecular function: protein binding. Bases 44 to 823 code for a protein of 259 amino acids. The record is from RefSeq and is a predicted model, not a curated record.
AAGCCCAGAGCCAUACAGUGUUGAGCAACGCAUCUUUUGCAAAAUGUUCUCAUUUGCAAAAACUUUGACCCUGGAAUUUCUCAUAUUUCUCCUGUUCUUCAUUCUGGGAGAAAUCGUGAGCGAAGCGUGGGAAAGCGAUCAUUGUAAUCUGGACAGAGUCGUACGAGCUGGGGAAAAAGCCCAAUGGACAAAUCCCACAAAUUAUACAAUCUUUCUAAGUGAGCUUACCAUGCCUAACAAACGUUCAAGAUUCGAGAUGUUGAUUCCUUCACAUCAAACUGUUUCUCGUAACUUUGAGGCGCGUGGCAUACUUAGAUAUCGGUCAAGUGCUUGUCCAAACAAAAUUGGAUUGAUUUACGUAAAAGGUCAAAUAUUUCGUCGAAGCACGUUCCAAAACCAAAACAAUCACGGUACAUCUUGUUUUGAUUUCUGCAACGGAACACGAACAACAAUAUCAGAAAUUAGCAGUGUUAACAUGUGCCGCUACAGAUACGAUUAUGUUGUCCGCGGCGUGGUCAGAAAGUAUUUCAACAAAAAUAGCAAAAUCCAACUGAAAUUGAUUCGUAAUUAUCUUCAGCCUCCUUGCUCGAGAAGCGGCAAACGAAAAUCGAAAAAUGUACGCAAACAAAUCUUUUUCCUGGCGCCUUCGAGCUGCGCAUGUCCACGAAUGCAGAUUGGUAACGAUUUAUUGGUUAUGGGUUUUACACAUGGGACCAAACUGACGAUCGAUUCCAGAAGCAAAAUCAUUAAAUGGAACUCAAAAUUCAACAUUAAACUCGUCGCAUUUCAACGAAAAAUUAAUAAAAACCCUCCUUGUUCAUAACAUAGCCAAUGAACUCUUUUCAAACCCAACAACGCUACUAUUAGUUGACAAUUGUGCAAUGGAAGCAUAGAAGUUGUUUAUUUUUUAGAAAAUGCAGCUUAUAACCCAUGAAAUGUCAUUCAAACUGUUGUGGACAAUGCAUUGUAUUGCUUUUCUCGUGAAUGUUUUAAUGUGUAUCAUAAAAUGAAAAACUUUGUCUAUCUCAAUGCCCUUGCAAUGUAUGUAUGUAUAGCAACAUAUUUGGAUAAAUAAUGCACACAAAUUAUAAUAUAUAGUGGAAUAUUUUAUAUGAAUAUAUUAAAUAAAGA